GGUAUGGCAUCACAGCUGCAGGUGUUUUCCCCCCCAUCAGUGUCGUCGAGUGCCUUCUGCAGUGCAAAGAAACUGAAAAUAGAGCCUUCUGGUUGGGAUGUUUCUGGACAGAGCAGCAACGACAAAUACUAUACCCACAGCAAAACCCUCCCAGCCACACAAGGGCAAGCCAACUCUUCUCACCAGGUAGCAAAUUUCAACAUCCCUGCUUACGACCAGGGCCUCCUCCUCCCAGCUCCUGCAGUGGAGCAUAUUGUUGUAACAGCUGCUGAUAGCUCUGCCAGUGCUGCUACAUCAACCUUCCAAAGCAGCCAGACCCUGACUCACAGAAGCAACGUUUCUUUGCUUGAGCCAUAUCAAAAAUGUGGAUUGAAAAGAAAAAGUGAGGAAGUUGACAGCAACGGUAGCGUGCAAAUCAUAGAAGAACAUCCCCCUCUCAUGCUGCAAAACAGGACUGUGGUGGGUGCUGCUGCCACGACCACCACUGUGACCACGAAGAGUAGCAGUUCCAGUGGAGAAGGGGAUUACCAGCUGGUCCAGCAUGAGAUCCUUUGCUCUAUGACAAACAGCUAUGAAGUCUUGGAGUUCUUAGGCCGGGGAACAUUUGGACAGGUGGCUAAGUGCUGGAAGCGGAGCACCAAGGAAAUUGUGGCUAUUAAAAUCUUGAAGAACCACCCCUCCUAUGCCAGACAAGGACAGAUUGAAGUGAGCAUCCUUUCCCGCCUAAGCAGUGAAAAUGCCGAUGAGUAUAAUUUUGUCCGUUCUUAUGAGUGCUUUCAGCAUAAGAAUCAUACCUGCCUUGUGUUCGAGAUGCUGGAGCAGAACUUAUAUGAUUUUCUAAAGCAGAACAAGUUUAGCCCACUGCCACUCAAGUACAUCAGACCAAUCUUGCAGCAGGUGGCCACAGCCCUGAUGAAGCUCAAGAGCCUUGGUCUAAUUCACGCUGACCUUAAGCCUGAAAACAUAAUGCUGGUCGAUCCAGUGCGCCAACCCUACCGAGUGAAGGUCAUUGACUUUGGUUCUGCUAGUCACGUUUCCAAAGCUGUGUGCUCAACCUACUUACAGUCACGUUACUACAGAGCCCCUGAAAUUAUUCUUGGAUUACCAUUUUGUGAAGCUAUUGAUAUGUGGUCAUUGGGCUGUGUGAUAGCUGAGCUGUUCCUGGGGUGGCCUCUUUAUCCUGGUGCUUCAGAAUAUGAUCAGAUUCGUUACAUUUCACAAACACAAGGCCUGCCAGCUGAAUAUCUUCUCAGUGCCGGAACAAAAACAACCAGGUUUUUCAACAGAGAUCCUAAUUUGGGGUACCCACUGUGGAGGCUUAAGACACCUGAAGAACAUGAAUUGGAGACUGGGAUCAAAUCAAAAGAAGCUCGAAAGUACAUUUUUAAUUGUUUAGAUGAUAUGGCUCAGGUGAACAUGUCCACAGACUUAGAGGGAACAGAUAUGUUGGCAGAGAAGGCAGAUCGAAGAGAAUACAUAGAUCUGUUAAAAAAAAUGCUAACAAUUGAUGCGGAUAAGAGAAUUACUCCUCUGAAAACUCUUAACCAUCAGUUUGUGACAAUGACUCACCUUCUGGAUUUUCCACAUAGCAAUCAUGUUAAGUCUUGUUUUCAGAACAUGGAGAUCUGCAAACGGAGGGUUCACAUGUAUGAUACAGUGAGUCAGAUCAAGAGUCCCUUCACCACGCAUGUUGCCCCAAAUACAAGCACAAAUCUAACCAUGAGCUUCAGCAACCAACUCAAUACAGUGCACAAUCAGGCCAGUGUUCUAGCUUCCAGUUCUACUGCAGCAGCUGCUACUCUUUCUCUGGCUAAUUCAGAUGUCUCACUGCUAAACUACCAGUCGGCUUUGUACCCAUCAUCUGCAGCACCAGUUCCUGGAGUUGCCCAGCAGGGUGUUUCCUUGCAGCCUGGAACCACCCAGAUUUGCACUCAGACAGAUCCAUUCCAACAAACAUUUAUAGUAUGUCCACCUGCUUUUCAAACUGGACUACAAGCAACAACAAAGCAUUCUGGAUUCCCUGUGAGGAUGGAUAAUGCUGUGCCAAUUGUACCCCAGGCACCAGCUGCUCAGCCACUACAGAUACAGUCGGGAGUUCUUACACAGGGAAGCUGUACACCACUAAUGGUAGCAACUCUCCACCCUCAAGUAGCCACCAUCACACCGCAGUAUGCGGUGCCCUUUACUCUGAGCUGCGCAGCCGGCCGGCCGGCGCUGGUUGAACAGACUGCCGCUGUACUGCAGGCUUGGCCUGGAGGAACCCAACAAAUUCUCCUGCCUUCAACUUGGCAACAGUUGCCUGGGGUAGCUCUACACAACUCAGUCCAGCCCACUGCAGUGAUUCCAGAGGCCAUGGGCAGUGGCCAGCAGCUCACAGACUGGAGGAACGCCCACUCUCAUGGCAACCAGUACAGCACUAUUAUGCAGCAGCCAUCCUUGCUGACUAACCAUGUGACAUUGGCCACUGCUCAGCCCCUUAAUGUUGGCGUUGCCCAUGUUGUCAGACAACAAUCCAGUUCCCUCCCUUCAAAGAAGAAUAAACAGUCUGCUCCAGUCUCUUCUAAGUCCUCUCUGGAUGUUCUGCCUUCUCAAGUCUAUUCUCUGGUUGGGAGCAGCCCCCUUCGUACCACAUCUUCUUAUAAUUCCCUAGUCCCUGUACAAGAUCAGCAUCAGCCAAUCAUCAUUCCAGAUACUCCCAGCCCUCCUGUGAGUGUCAUCACUAUCCGCAGUGACACUGAUGAGGAAGAGGACAACAAAUAUAAGCCCAAUAGCUCUGGCCUGAAGGCAAGGUCUAAUGUCAUCAGUUAUGUCACUGUCAAUGAUUCUCCAGACUCUGACUCUUCCUUGAGCAGCCCAUAUUCCACUGAUACCCUGAGUGCUCUCCGGGGCAAUAGUGGACCCCUUCCGGAGGGUCCCGGCAGAGUCGUGGGGGAUGGCACUGGCACCCGCACCAUCAUUGUACCUCCACUGAAAACUCAGCUUGGUGACUGCACUGUAGCAACCCAGGCCUCAGGUCUCCUGAGCAGUAAGACCAAGCCAGUGGCUUCAGUGAGUGGGCAGUCGUCUGGAUGCUGUAUCACCCCCACAGGAUAUCGAGCUCAGCGCGGGGGCACCAGCGCAGCACAGCCACUCAACCUUAGCCAGAACCAGCAAUCAUCAUCAGCUCCAACCUCGCAGGAGAGAAGCAGCAACCCUGCCCCCCGCAGGCAGCAGGCGUUUGUGGCCCCGCUCUCCCAAGCCCCUUACGCCUUCCAGCAUGGCAGCCCACUACAUUCGACUGGGCACCCACACCUGGCCCCAGCCCCUGCUCACCUGCCAAGCCAACCUCACCUGUAUACGUAUGCUGCCCCCACUUCUGCUGCUGCAUUGGGCUCCACCAGCUCCAUUGCUCAUCUCUUCUCCCCGCAGGGCUCCUCAAGGCAUGCUGCAGCAUAUACCACCCACCCUAGCACUCUGGUGCACCAGGUCCCUGUCAGUGUUGGGCCCAGUCUCCUCACUUCUGCCAGCGUGGCCCCUGCUCAGUACCAACACCAAUUUGCCACCCAGUCUUACAUUGGGUCUUCCCGAGGCUCAACCAUUUACACUGGAUACCCACUGAGCCCUACCAAGAUCAGCCAGUAUUCUUACUUGUAGUUGGUGAGUAUGAGGGAGGAGGGGUCAGAGUUCUUAAUGGGCUGUGAUGAGCUCCUCCCUCACCCUCUCCUGAAACUCCUUAGCCAGCAACUUGCUCUGCAGGGGCCCACUGAAGCAGAAGGCUUUUCUCUGGGGAACCUGUCUCAGUUUUGACUGCAUUGUUGUAGUCUCCCAAAGUCUGCCCUAUUUUUUAAUUCUUUAUUUUUGUGACAGCAUUUUUGGUAUUUGGAAGAGUUCAGAUGCCCAUCAUCUGCAGUUACCAAGGAAGAGAGAUCAUUCUGAAGUUAACCUUUGAAAAAUAUUUUCUCUCUCUGACUUGAUUUCUAUAAAUGCUUUUAAAAACAAGUGAAGUUCCUCUUUAUUUAACUUUAUUUUAUUGUAAUUGCUGGUCAGAGGAAAAAUGCUGAUAGAAGGACUUGAAAUCUGAUAACAA
This is a messenger RNA of Lipotes vexillifer (Yangtze River dolphin), 4066 nucleotides long. It is a transcript of the gene HIPK1, whose product is annotated as homeodomain interacting protein kinase 1. The coding region runs from base 4 to 3633 and encodes 1209 amino acids. Gene Ontology annotation, biological process: peptidyl-serine phosphorylation; smoothened signaling pathway; intrinsic apoptotic signaling pathway in response to DNA damage by p53 class mediator. The record is from RefSeq and is a predicted model, not a curated record. Lineage: Eukaryota; Metazoa; Chordata; Mammalia; Artiodactyla; Lipotidae. The transcript has 15 exons. Gene Ontology annotation, cellular component: cytoplasm; nucleus; PML body. Gene Ontology annotation, molecular function: protein tyrosine kinase activity; ATP binding; protein serine/threonine kinase activity.